Molecule: messenger RNA, 957 nt
Organism: Phytophthora infestans T30-4
Lineage: Eukaryota; Oomycota; Peronosporomycetes; Peronosporales; Peronosporaceae
Exons: 1
Coding region: 1-957 (318 amino acids)
Source: RefSeq, a predicted model, not a curated record
AUGAAGAUCAUCACUCCAUCAGCUUUCGCACUCGUCUGCCUCCUAGCAAAUGUGUCGGCGCGAAACUUUACCGCUCCGACUGGUGGCACCAAUAAGAACAACAUCACGACGGCUGCCGUCUUCGACAGCAAGGGCGCCAACAUGGAAGUCUGCCCCUCUGGUGAUUGCGCCAACGGCAAAUUCAUGAAACUCUCGGUAGCCAGUCUUACCGAGCUGGACAAAGACGGAAAAGAGGUAGCAGCUGUCACCAAAUUCAGCCCCAAAGACAGCGACUGGACUACUAUUAAAGAGGAGACGAUCAAUGACGUCAAUGCGUCUUCAACGACACUUGUGUCCUCGAUCGAGGUUGGUAGCUCCAAGACUAAGGUGGAGUUCAACCUUACUGCAACAAUCUUCCAAGGUGACGCUACUGUGACAUACGGUAGUCAAAGUCUGACGGUGCCUGCUGGAGCGUUAAAGUUCACAGUGGACAUGAACACUUGGCCGUUUGGCGACCCCGCCAACACGCUGACUCUUGCUGUCAAGCUGGAUUCGAAGGGCCCCAAGGGCAAAGACAUUGGCAAGCCAGAGAAGAAGCCAAAAGGUAGCAGUAAGGGCAAUGUUACUGUCGAGCGCGUGGACCUGGGAGACUCUAUGUUUAUGGAUGCACCCUCAAUUGUCAUUCUUGACGGUGUGGAGAAGAAUGUGACCAACUCUUCCGUCGUCGUUGCAAAUGCCGACACGUUGUUCGAGUGGGUUUUCCCACACUUCGCGAAGACGCUACACUACGACCCUGUACUUGGCGACGCAAGUACCUCGAACACAAGCACGAACACAAGCACGGACACGAGCACGAGCAGCAGCGGUAGCUCUUCCGAGUCUUCAUCCGGGUCCUCGUCCUCGUCAUCUGCUUCCAAGCUGUCUCUGUCGGGCCUUGCGGCUGCUGGCCUUACCGCACUCGCUUACAGUCUCUUCUAA